Molecule: messenger RNA, 1216 nt
Organism: Teleopsis dalmanni
Lineage: Eukaryota; Metazoa; Arthropoda; Insecta; Diptera; Diopsidae
Product: nudC domain-containing protein 3
Exons: 3
Coding region: 285-1181 (298 amino acids)
Biological process (GO): protein folding
Cellular component (GO): cytoplasm
Source: RefSeq, a predicted model, not a curated record
GUGUAAGAUGAAAGAUGGAGAAAUCCAAUACAAAUUUCUUACCAAUCCGAAUUCAUAUCAAUGAGUAAUUAGUAAUAUUUUAAUAAUAUGAGUAAUCCAAGCUGCUCGUGCUCUUUAACAAGUCAUUUAAAGUUUUCAAGAGAAAAUAAUUAAAAAGAAAUUGACAGCGAGUGUCAUACCCAAUUGUUUUUGACGGCACAGGGGAAAAUAUAUUCAAUCCUCUAACCAGUUGACAUAUUUACUUAUUUUUAAAAAUAAUAAAAUAUAAAAUAUAUACAACGAAGAUGAAUGCUAGAACUGAUGCCAUGUUAAUGCAAGUUUUGGAAGAGCGCAAAACAGUGAAUAGUUUUUUGGAAGCUGUGUUUGGAUUUUUAAAACGCAAUACUGAUUUUUAUCAUAUCAAAACUGACCAGGAACCUAUAGGAUUCCCCAAGGGAAUUCGUGAAAAACUCGUCUUCAUGAUAAUGCAGCAUUAUAGUCCAGAUAAUGACAUGGAAAAAUUAACAUUGGAAAACAAUGACUAUGAUGUUCCGGCAGCUGUAACGGAAAUUGAAGUAGGGACUGAGGAUUUACCAAUUCAAUCAGAAGAAAAUAUUCCUACUUCUUGUAAUAUUAAAAAUGGUAUCACAAAACAUAUAUUUAUCCCAGCAGAUUACAAAAAUGGUGCGCUUCAUGAUGUAUUUUGUUGGUCACAAACGCUUAAAGACAUUGAUUUGCAUGUAAUGUUACCGGAAUCACUCACAAGCGCCAAAUCAUUAUCAAUUGACAUAAAAGCUAAUGAAAUAAUAAUUAAAAGUAAGAAGGAUCCGAGUCAUGUUAUACUAAACGAAAAAAUAAGCAACAAAUAUAAACAUAAUGAUACUGUGUGGACAAUUUCAGAAAAUAAGUUGCUUAUAAAUUUUGACAAAUGUAAAGAAAUGUGGUGGGAAAAGCUUUUCGAUUCUGAAAAUUGUAUUGAUGUAACGAAAAUUGACUCUGAACGAUUUAUUGAAGAACUUCCUGAAGAAUCACAAGCUGCAAUACAAAAAUUUCGUGCUGAACAGUUAGAAAAAGAAAAUCAAACCCAUCAAUCCAGUUUAGAAAAUGAUGAAAUGCUACAAAAGUUACGCAAAGCGUGGGAUGCUGAAGACUCACCUUUUAAAGGGAUGCCGUUCGAAAACGUUCAAUUUCAAAAAAGAUAAACUUUCAUUUUUAGUAAUUUUUGUAUUAGUGUUAU